AUGAAAGUUUCCUCCCUCCUUCCUUCUGUCCUCCUCCUCGUUGGAGCAACUCGGGCAUCUCCGCACCCCGCACAACCUCCGCAACAACCAUUGAACAAUAUCAUUAAAUCAAACACGCCGACGAGCCUCCCAAACAAACAUGACCUAGAGCAUGUAAUCGACACAUCUCCACUACUAUCACUACAUCGUGACCUCGUCAAAUUCGAGUCCAUCUCCGGCAACGAGGCCGACGUAGGCGACUAUGUCAUUCAAUACCUCCAAGCCCGCGAUUUCAAAGUUGAGAAGCAAGUCGUCGUGAAGAAAGGAUCCAACGGCCAGGGAGAACGAUUCAAUAUUUUUGCAUACCCAAACUCGAGUCCGGCUCCCAAAGUGCUUUUGUCAAGUCACAUCGACACCGUACCUCCCUAUAUUCCCUACAGUCUCGAUCUUCCAUCCUCAAAUGGAUCAACCACCGACCCUCUCAACUGGCGCGACAACAUCGUAAUUGCCGGCCGCGGCUCCGUCGACGCAAAAGCGAGCGUCGCAUCUCAAAUCCUCGCUGUGCUCGAAUACCUACAACUCAACCCCGAAGCACCUUUGGGUUUAUUAUUCGUGGUUGGUGAGGAAGUCGAUGGUGUCGGUAUGCAGUACUUUUCGCAGUCAGAACUCAAUACUUCGCCGCCGACUUUUCAUACCGUCAUAUUCGGCGAACCUACCGAGCUAGCUCUCGUCUCCGGUCACAAGGGGUCGCUAUUCUUCAAGAUAAGCGCAAAAGGAAAAGCGGCGCAUUCGGGAUAUCCAUGGUUGGGGCACAGUGCCGUGUCAUCUUUGCUACCUGCAUUGAUCAAGCUUGAUACCCUCGCCGACAUCCCCGUAGAAGAUGGCGGAAUUCCGGGAAGCGAGAAAUUGGGUAAAUCGACUCUAAAUAUCGGCCGUAUCGAAGCCGGUAUUGCGUCUAAUGUCGUACCAGCAUCGGCAGAGGCAUCCGUCAACAUCCGCCUUGCAUACCACGACGUCGAAAAAGUCAAGGGUAUUGUCACAAAAGCCAUCGAUGAAGCUACCAAUGGCGACGAAAACAUCAGCGUCGAAUGGGGCAACAAUGGCAAAGGCCAUGCACCCAUCGAUUUCGAUACGGAUGUCGAUGGUUUCAAUGUCACGACUGUCAACUAUGCUACUGAUGCGUGGUACUUGCAGAUUCACAAGGGGUCAGGAGGUAGUCCUGAAGGACGUGUGCAUACGUACUUGUAUGGACCGGGAAGUAUAUUUGUGGCGCAUGGGGCUGAUGAGGCGAUUACGGUGAGGGAUUUGGAGGAUGCGGUGUCCGGGUAUAAGAGGUUGAUUGAUGCUGCUUUUGAGAGGAAUAAGCUUUAA
Molecule: messenger RNA, 1350 nt
Organism: Talaromyces amestolkiae
Lineage: Eukaryota; Fungi; Ascomycota; Eurotiomycetes; Eurotiales; Trichocomaceae
Exons: 1
Coding region: 1-1350 (449 amino acids)
Molecular function (GO): hydrolase activity
Source: RefSeq, a predicted model, not a curated record